AUGGGGGCAGUCCAGGAGGUCCGCACUGUCCGUGGUACUGCCUCCCCCGCGCCCCCCCCCCGCAACGCCACGUACGCCGGCCCACCGUGCGGUUCCCCUAGCCCGGGGACCAGCUGUGCCCCCGACGGAUCCCCUCCCUCCACCCCGAAUCCGGCCCCCCUCCGACCUCGCUGUCCCGCACCCCAAGUGUCCCGCCGGCCCCAAGCCCUCCGGGUGCUGCAGGCGCGUCCGUUACUGGACACGGGCCCGUCCCUUCCCAGCCGGCGCCCCCCCAGGCCGCCCACCGCGGUGUCCCCCCGUCUCCCCCCGUGCCCCGUGUCCCCCUGCACCUCCCCGUCCCCUUGUCCGCUUGGCUUAUCCCCCCUUGGGUCCCCCCACCCGUAUUCCCUCCCCGCCGUGGCCCUGUACUCCCGCGUCCCCGGCACGUCUCCCCGCGGUGUCCCCCCCGCACGUCCCGUGUCCCCUCCCCGCGUGUCCCCGCCGCCCCGCGCGCCGGCGGAACUGUGGGAUCGCCGCGCACAGGAAGUGGCGGGGCGGCGCGGCCGAGGGCGGAGGGCGGCGGGCCGGGCGGGGCGGGAUGGGGGCCGGGGGCGGCGGGCGCCGCACUCGCUGAGGCCCGACGCAGGGCCGGGCGCGCCCAGGGCCCGAGCGCAGCGGCCGGAGCGGCCCGGAGGCGACGCCGGGGCCGAGCGCGACGAGCAGGUGGCGGCGGCUGCAGGUGAGCGGCGCUGCCCCCAGGCCGGCCCCCCGCCCGGCCCGCCGCCCGAGGUCGGGGCUGCCUCCACCGCCGCCCCAGGUCGCCCCGACCCGGGCCCCGCGCCGCAGCCCGCCUGCGGCGCUGCAGCCGGGCGCGCCGGUCCGGGCUGGCGUGCGGCCAGGCCCGGGGCACCCCAGGAGGGGCGGGCGGCCCGGCUGGGCGAGGGCACGACACCCCCGCCCCUCUCCCCGCGGCGUUUCUCGGGCCCCUCUGCUCCCCGCGGACGCGACCUGCCCCCCGCCCGGUUUCUGGGCGCUGGGGACCCUGCGCUCUGCGGCCGGGGUGAGGUCACCGCGCUGGUGUCCAAGCCAGGCCCCUGCCCCGCCGUGACCCCCUUCCUCCGGGUCUCUCCCCGAAACCCCCACUGUCCCUCGUGGAACCUCCCUGAUUCCCCCCGAGACAGGCCACACGUGGGCUGCUCCACCCCCGUGGUGACGCCCCACCGAUGCUUCCUCCUCUUCCUGGUCCUCGAUGCCCCCCGACCUGGGCCCGGCUUCUCCCCCGAGGCGCGCCGCACCUCUCGCUUCACCAGGAGGCCUUCCCCAUCCCGAGUCCGAGUCGGAACGCACACACACCGCGAGGGCCGUGCCCGACUCCGCUGUGCGGACAGCGGCGCCCGCAGCCAGCGCUGCCGGCGGCACCAAAGCGGUUCCGUUUCCCUGCCGAGGUCCGGCGGGCACCCCGCGCGGCUCUUCCCCGCGCGGCUUCCCGAGGGCCAGUCCUCCCGGGGGGCCGCUGAGCCAGGGUCCUCGCGGCCAGAGACGAACGACCCCUGUGGCCGACUGAGCCCCAACGAGGGCGCGCCUGUUCCCACUCACACCAGCGCUACGUGA
Kogia breviceps (pygmy sperm whale) is the source of this 1590-nucleotide messenger RNA. NCBI's taxonomy places the organism in Eukaryota, Metazoa, Chordata, Mammalia, Artiodactyla, Physeteridae. The record is from RefSeq and is a predicted model, not a curated record.